CCAACCCUAAAAAUUUCAUCUCUCCCAUCAUCUGCUGCUGCACAUGCUAAGAUCAUAAAAACUUUGUUACAGAGAAUCCAAGAGCCUUGGCACAAGCACAAAUCCUCCCUCCCUCUCUCUCUAGAUCUCUCUCUCACUACAACACUCACACGCAGUUCAUUUUUAACUCGUGUUCCAGCGUUCUAUAAAUAGAAUAGUCCUUUUUUUCAGUUUUUCUUUUUAGGGUUUGAAGAUUGUUACCCUUUUGGUUAAAGAAAGUUCUUGGGUGAGGAAAGAGGAAAGUGAAGCUUUACCACCGAAACCCAGCAAAUUACACACACGCACAUAUAUUAGUUAGAUAUAUAUAUAUAUACAUAUAUGUAUAUAUAGGUAGGGAUCAUGGGUAGGGGGAGAGUGGAGCUGAAGAGGAUAGAGAACAAGAUAAAUAGACAGGUUACAUUUGCAAAGAGGAGAAAUGGUCUGCUCAAGAAAGCUUAUGAGCUCUCUGUUCUCUGCGAUGCUGAGGUUGCUCUCAUCAUCUUCUCCAACCGCGGCAAGCUCUAUGAAUUCUGCAGCACCUCCAACAUGCUCAAGACACUUGAAAGGUACCAAAAAUGCAGUUAUGGUUCGUUAGAAGUCAACCACCCUGGCAAGGACAUCGAGCAAAGCAGCUAUAGGGAGUAUCUAAAACUAAAAGCCAAAUAUGAGUCCCUACAACGAUAUCAAAGGCAACUUCUUGGUGAUGAUCUUGGGCCUCUGAACAUCAAUGAUCUCGAGCACAUUGAACAUCAAUUGGAGACAUCAUUGAAGCACAUUAGAUCUACAAGAACACAGGUUAUGCUUGAUCAGCUUUCUGAUCUUCAAUCAAAGGAGAAGUUGAUGCUUGACGCUAACAAGGCUUUGGAGAGAAAGUUUAUGAAUGUUGAUGAUGAUCAGUUGGAAGAGAUAUAUGCUGCAAAUCAGCUUCAGCAAUCGUGGGUAGGAGGAGGUGGGGAACACAGUAACACCUAUGCUCAUCACCAUGCUCAAUCACAGGGCUUCUUUCAGCCUCUUGAUUGCAACUCUACUCUCCAAAUUGGGUAUAGUGACCCAGUGAGUUCAAGCCAGAUGACAGCAGCAACAGAGGUUCAAAAUGUCAAUGGAAUGGUCCCUGGCUGGAUGCUCUGACUCUGAUUUGCAAUAUGAAUUUUGCAAGUCUACUAAAAGAAGCAUAUAUUAUAUUUCUAGUAUUUGUCUUAAAAUAAUGGGGUGAAGCACUAAUAUUUGGACCUUAAACCAACUGUAUGAACCAAGCAAACUGAUGUAUGGCCAAACCAAAGGGACUCUGUUUUGCCUUAACUACUCAGACUCUCAAUCAAGUUUCUAUAUAUGUUGUAAUAUUUGGGUUUUAUUCUA
Messenger RNA from Salvia miltiorrhiza (redroot sage), 1374 nucleotides. Its product is annotated as agamous-like MADS-box protein MADS2. Gene Ontology annotation, biological process: positive regulation of transcription by RNA polymerase II. The transcript is spliced from 8 exons. The record is from RefSeq and is a predicted model, not a curated record. Gene Ontology annotation, cellular component: nucleus. NCBI's taxonomy places the organism in Eukaryota, Viridiplantae, Streptophyta, Magnoliopsida, Lamiales, Lamiaceae. Gene Ontology annotation, molecular function: RNA polymerase II cis-regulatory region sequence-specific DNA binding; protein dimerization activity; DNA-binding transcription factor activity, RNA polymerase II-specific. Bases 379 to 1146 code for a protein of 255 amino acids.